Messenger RNA from Myotis daubentonii (Daubenton's bat), 2019 nucleotides. RefSeq names its product leukocyte immunoglobulin-like receptor subfamily A member 6. Gene Ontology annotation, cellular component: plasma membrane. The record is from RefSeq and is a predicted model, not a curated record. Bases 568 to 2019 code for a protein of 483 amino acids. Gene Ontology annotation, biological process: immune response-regulating signaling pathway; cytokine-mediated signaling pathway. The transcript has 8 exons. Lineage: Eukaryota; Metazoa; Chordata; Mammalia; Chiroptera; Vespertilionidae. Gene Ontology annotation, molecular function: inhibitory MHC class I receptor activity.
UUCUCAUACUUUUUAAAUUUCUCCUUUGUAAACAAUGAAUUACAACAUUAGCCUUAGAAUGCCCUAGUAUACUAAUUAGAGUUCUCAAAAUAUAGGAAAUGGGUCUCCUGGAUCAUGGAUAUAUUUCUGUUCUUGGUACAAGUACUCGGCAGGUAGUAGGUGAGCAGUAAAUACUUGUUUAUGGAUGAGUCAAAGGCAGAAAGAGAAUUCCCUUAGGGGGUGGAUGAAGACACAGGUAAUGAGCUGCAGGUAGAGCCAGCCUGUUGAGGGUGGACUCAGGAUGAGAACCUGGGUCCUGUCCUCUCUGAGCAGGAGGUCAGACCAGGCAGAGGGUCCUGGGAGUCAGAAGAGACCCCAGAUCUGAGGUUGAGAGUCUCCAGAGGCCUCAUCAUGGAAAAAUCAUGACCUAGGCCUGGGGGUAGGGAGGGAGGUCUUCUUGCUGUGGGUUCACAGCUCUGAGGGCCCGGAAGGACCGCAGCAACUCCUGACCCACCACAUCCUGUGCAUCUCUGUCCUUCAGGCCCAGGCCUCCUCCUACUGCAGAGCAAAAGCCUCAGAGCAGACGCCAUGAUGUCCAUCCUCUCUGCUCUUCUCUGCCUCGGGCUGAGUCUGGGCCAGAUCAUCCACGUGCAGGCAGGGACCCUCUCCAAAGCCACCAUGUGGGCUGAGCCAGGCCCUGUGGUCCCUUAUGGGAGCCCUGUGACCCUCUGGUGUCAGGGGACCCUGGAAGCCCAGGAGUUCUGUAUGUAUAGACAACAAAAACGUGUGCUUUGGAAAACACAGACUAAGUGGAAUCCCAGAGACAAGGUCAAGCUCUCCAUCACACGCAUGACAGAGCAUGAUGCAGGGAGAUACUACUGUUACUAUAUCAGAUUCACAGGCUGGUCAGAGCACAGUGACCCCCUGGAGCUGGUGGUGACAGGAUCCUACAGCAAACCCAGCCUCUCAGCCCUGCCCAGCCCUGUCGUGACCUCAGGAAGGAAUCUGACCCUCCAGUGUGUCUCAGGGCAGGGAUUUAACAGGUUCCUUCUGACUAAGGAAGGAGAUCACAGGCUCUCCUGGACUCUGGACUCACAGCCACAGCCCAGUGGGCAGUUCCAGACCCUGUUCCCUGUGGGCCCUGUGACCCGCAGCCACAGGUGGACGUUCAGAUGCUAUGGCUAUUACAGGGACAGGCCCCAUGUGUGGUCACACCCCAGUGACCUCCUGGAGCUCCUGGUCUCAGGUGAGUCUGGGAAGCCCUCCCUCCUGAGCCAGCAGGGCCCCAUCGUGGCCUCUGGACAGAGCCUGACCCUCCAGUGUCGCUCUGAUGGCGGCUAUGACAGAUUCGCUCUGCACAAGGAGGGGGGACGGGACCUCCCCCAGAGCCUUGUCCUGCAGCCCCAGGCUGGGCUCUCUCAGGCCCACUUCCCCCUGGACACUGUGAGCAGCUCCCACGGGGGCCGGUACAGAUGCUACGGUGGAUACAACCUCUCCUCUGAGUGGUCGGCCCCCAGCGACCCCCUGGACAUCCUGGUGGCAGGACACCUGCCUGACAGACCAUCUCUAUCAGUGGUGGUGCACAUAGGCCCUAGGGUGCCAUCUGAAGGAAAGGUGACCCUGCUGUGUCAGUCACUGAGCCCGAGGGACACUUUCCUUCUGUCCAAGGAGGGGGCAGCGGAUGCCCCCCUGCGUCUGAGAUCAAAGCACCGAGCUCAGCAGAACCAGGCAGAGUUCUCCAUAAGCCCUGUGACGUCAGCCCACGGGGACACCUAUAGGUGCUACACCUCAAACAGCUCCUCCCCCUUCCUGCUGUCACUUCCCAGUGAGCCCCUGGAGCUCCUGGUCUCAGGAGCAGCUGAUCCCCUGGGACUGUCACAGAACAAGUCAGACUCCGAGGCAGCCUCAACCCCCCAAGACUACACAGUGGGGAAUCUCAUCCGGAUGGGCGUGGCUGGCUUGGUCCUGGUGGUCAUUGGGGUGUUGCUGUAUCAGGAUUGGCACCGUCAGAGAAGACCCCAUGGUGCAGCUGGGACGUAA